Uncinocarpus reesii 1704 is the source of this 1191-nucleotide messenger RNA. RefSeq lists its product as uncharacterized. Gene Ontology annotation, biological process: protein O-linked glycosylation; protein N-linked glycosylation; cell wall mannoprotein biosynthetic process. Gene Ontology annotation, cellular component: membrane; Golgi apparatus. The coding region runs from base 1 to 1191 and encodes 396 amino acids. The record is from RefSeq and is a predicted model, not a curated record. The transcript has 4 exons. NCBI's taxonomy places the organism in Eukaryota, Fungi, Ascomycota, Eurotiomycetes, Onygenales, Onygenaceae. Gene Ontology annotation, molecular function: alpha-1,2-mannosyltransferase activity.
AUGGCUGUCGCAAGGCCUCUUCGAUUACUUUUAGCGGCGGGGGUUCUCCUUGGUCUCUUCCUUAUCUUCCACCUUUCUAGAUUGCCCAAUUCUCUCAUCAAGUUUGUGGAUCCGUUUGACAAUGGGCUGAAGCAUGAUCCGCUAUCUGAUCCUACCGGGGAACCAGAUGGUCAGUUAUGGCGAGCCGAAGGCGACGCGUACGCACCCAAUAAUCCCAACUCCGCUCGGCUUAAUGCGACCCUCCUUUCGCUCGUUCGCAACGAGGAGCUUGACCAGCUGAUCAUGACUAUGAAAGAGCUGGAGAGAACGUGGAAUAGCAAAUUCAACUACCCCUGGACCUUUUUCAACGACCAGCCAUUUUCAGAUGAAUUCAAAAAGCGGACGCAGGCGGAAACAAAGGCGAAAUGCAACUACGAGCUGGUUCCAAAGGAACAUUGGGAUGUUCCCAAUUGGAUAAAUAUGGAUCUAUAUAAAGAAUCCGUGGCGCUCCUGAAAGAUAAGGGUGUGCAAUACAGUGGCAAGCUUUCGUACAACCAAAUGUGUCGGUGGAAUAGCGGCAUCUUUUACAAGCACCCGGCCCUAGCCAACAUGCAGUACUACUGGCGGGUUGAGCCUAAUGUCCACUAUUUCUGCGAUGUCGAUUAUGAUGUCUUCCGAUAUAUGCAAGAUCACAACAAGACCUACGGCUUCACAAUCAAUCUAUACGAUGCUCCAGAAAGUAUAGAAACAUUAUGGCCUGAAACGGUCAAGUUUCUAGCAGGUCAUCCUGAAUACCUGCACCCGAAUAAUGCAAUGAACUGGCUAGUGGACAACAAGCAGAGACCCCAACAUAACCAGAAGGCAAAUGGAUAUUCCACCUGCCAUUUCUGGUCUAAUUUUGAGAUCGGAGAUCUGUCCUUCUUCCGAGGCAAGGCGUAUGAGGACUUUUUCAAUCACCUUGAUCGUGCUGGUGGAUUUUUCUACGAGCGAUGGGGUGACGCACCCGUACACUCAGUCGGUUUGGGAUUGUUUGAGGAUAAGAACAAGAUCCACUGGUUCCGAGAUAUCGGCUAUAACCAUAUCCCUUAUUUUAAUUGUCCGAACUCGCCUAAGUGCAAAGGCUGUACUCCAGGUAAAUUCUACGCCGGAGAGCCAUUCUUACAGCUUGAGGACUGCCGAGCCAAUUGGUUCAAAUAUGUUGGGACCGGCUGA